AUGAAAGAAAAUCUUAAAACUGACACAAGUGAUACCAUUUUUAAAAGAGAAGCCUCCCGUUCAUUAAAAUAAAUUUGCAGCUCUCAAUUCUAUUUCGAUAACCGGAUACCUCCAACCAAAUUAUCUCUUUAUCACAAAACCAGUCAGAACCAAAGAGUCUCUCAUUUCUAAACUCAAAUCCUCUACAGAAAUGACACAAUUAUUUAAAAUGAACACAACAAUACCAUCUUAUGUGGAAAGACUUACUUCACAAAAGCAAUGGAGUACUAGUACUUAAGAAUUUCUUGCGAGAAUUUAAUGGCACCUUUUGGUUGUUAAGUUCAUUGUUCCAGUGAAUUCUAAUUGAUGAUUUCAUAAGUUCAUCCCUUCCCCACUAAUUAAAAUUGUGAGUAAAUGAUUAAUAACAGAGGAUUUGUUGUUUCAGUAAUCAAAGGUGAAUUUAUUUAUAUCUCAGCCAUUACUCGAAAAGAUUCAGAACUUUAAUUCAAUCUCUUAACUAAUGAGCAAUCUGAAGAAAUUUAGAGAGUUAAAACUGUUUAAGAUACACCACCAUCGCUCUUAUAAAUGUUUAAUUUUUCUCAUUCCAAAUCUUUUUAGUAUAUAGUCAAUUCCAAUAAAGAACAGGCAGGAAUUAAAAAAAAUAGAUAUUAAGAUGAAAUAUCACGAUCAGACAGAUUCCUCAAAGUAUUAUCAACAAGGAACUUUUAAAGACAAUCUAACACACAAGCUAAAAUCUAAAAGCAAUAUCAAAUAAAGGCCAAGAAACUCUCUAAUCAAGAAAAAAUUCUAACCAAAAUUAUAAAUGACAAGAAAAGCCAAAAAGACAUUUUUGAAUAAUAAUGGGCCAUCAUUAUUAAUCUAAUUAAAAUGAGCUCAAAAAUUUUUGAUGCAUUUUCUCAUAAAAAGGAAAGAAUGAAGAAGAACCGAUUAGUAGCUUUUCGAAUCAAAUCCUUGUUAAGAUAAAUGAAAAAAACAAUGAUGCGUACAAAAGGAGAAUCCAUGGAUACACGAAUUUUGGUUGACAGUUUUAUGUCACUCAAGGCCAAAACAAAAACAAUCAAGAAUACUCUUAGAAAUCAUCAAGCUCUAAUAAUAUUACCAAUUUUAUAAUAAAGAUCUAAGAUUUACUGUCUAAAAGUGCAAAUGCUAAAAUUAGGAAACAAGCUCCAAAUUAUCAAGAAGCAUUUAAUUUAGUUUGAAGAAAAUUACACUAAAUACAAAAAUGAUAUGAUUAUCAAAUGGGAUAAUUUGAAUGAAAAGAUAAAGGAUGAAGAAAUCAAAUGGAAAUAGGCUGCUUUGAGAAAUAAAGGAUUAGUUACUUGGUUUUAAGUGUUGAAAGAUAAAGAUUUGGCUUAAUAAAUGAGGAAAUACUUUAUAUUUGAAUUAAUGAGGGAUAGGAUUAGAUAGCAUAUGAAAGAUCAGCAACAAAUUAAGAAAUAUAGAAUGGAUCUGAAAUAUUACAAAUAGAAAUUGAGAGUUUGUAGAGAUUUUACAGAAGCUGAUACCUUGAGGGGAGAAAUCUUUAGAUUAACAAAUGAUAUUUAUGCUAUGCAUAUGAAGAACCAACUAUUUAUGCAUGUUGAUGUUGAGAAGUAUUUUCAUAUGUUGGUAAGUAAAUAUGCAACUCUGAUUGAUGAAUCUGAGAAUUCAACUAAUGACUCAUAGGUUUAAUAGAAAUAGAAGUUUAGGCACUCUAGACUUACGCUGAGGAGAGUAACAAAGAAGUCUUAAAUUUGA
Messenger RNA from Paramecium tetraurelia, 1737 nucleotides. RefSeq lists its product as uncharacterized. NCBI's taxonomy places the organism in Eukaryota, Ciliophora, Oligohymenophorea, Peniculida, Parameciidae. The record is from RefSeq and is a predicted model, not a curated record. The transcript has a single exon.